Molecule: messenger RNA, 1937 nt
Organism: Fundulus heteroclitus (mummichog)
Lineage: Eukaryota; Metazoa; Chordata; Actinopteri; Cyprinodontiformes; Fundulidae
Gene: socs3a
Product: suppressor of cytokine signaling 3a
Exons: 2
Coding region: 317-907 (196 amino acids)
Biological process (GO): phosphatidylinositol phosphate biosynthetic process; intracellular signal transduction
Cellular component (GO): phosphatidylinositol 3-kinase complex
Molecular function (GO): 1-phosphatidylinositol-3-kinase regulator activity
Source: RefSeq, a predicted model, not a curated record
UUCUGCUUCAUUCAGUUCUCCUCUCUGUAGAUCCGAAACAAGGGGCCAACUGCACAAGCUUGCUGUGGAAAACAAACAAACAGCAACAACAAAAAAAGAAAAAAAAAAGAAAAGAGAGGCAACUUUAAAGGAACUUUUAAAACACAAGGGAGCUGCGAGAAACAUCCACCAGUUCUCUCGGACUUAUACUGAAAGAAAAAAGUUUGGAGAGCCAGUUUAAGGUUUUCCAGUCCUCUACACACUGUAUCCAUCAACCCUCUGAACCUCAACUCACGUCAAUCUGCUGGUCUCGACUCCUUGCACCGCCCUGCGUGAGAUGGUAACUUACAGCAAGACUGACUCAGCUGCCGGUAACUGCCUCUCGAUGGGUUACAACUACAAGACCUUCGUCUCGGAAGAACAGUAUUUCAUGGUCUUAAAGACACUACAAAGGCUCAGAGAGUGCGACUUUUUCUGGAGCACCAUGACCGGGAAGCAGGCCAGCGUUCUCCUCUCCCCCCACAUGCCGGGCACCUUCCUGGUCCGGGAGAGCUCAGACAACCAGCACCUCUUCACCCUGAGCGUCAAGACGCAGACGGGCACCAAGAACCUGCGUAUACAGUGCGACGAGAAGUCUUUCUUCCUGCAGACAGACCCCAAGAACGUGGAACACGUCCCCCACUUUGACUGUGUCCUAAAGCUAAUCAAUUACUACAUCCGUCAAAGAAACUCAAGCACUGUCUACUACAUCCGCGCCGGAGGGGAGAGGAUCCCCCUGGAGCUCAUCAAACCGCUCUACUUGUCCAUGUCGUCCUUGCAGCACCUUUGCAGGAAGAAAAUUAACAAAGACUUGGACAUUUCCUCUCAAAGAGACCAGCUUCCUAGCACAGUUCAAGAUUACCUUAAUAAAUACGACGUCGAUAUCUAGGGACGUAAAGACUGAUGCCAAUGAAAACUGGAUGGUGCCAGUACAGCUAUGGGAGGACGCCCCGUGCGGGAUGUAGCAGAGACGACUGAAUCCGUCCCGGAGGAGGGAAUCAGAGGGAAUCUCAGACCUUUUUAAGAGACGAGGUGAUUGAGGAAAAAGCGGUUUUCGUGAUCUGGUGACACGAAGAAAGAAGAGCCAUGCCAUCCUCCUCUGCUUCACUGAUGACGUACAACUCGCUGAGAACUGAAGUGAGGCUCACAGUCAGCUGUCUACAAUGUGAUGACACACAGUUGCCUUCGCUGCUGCUGCUGCUGCUGAUGCUAAUCAGCAUCCUGAGAGACUGACGAGUUCCCCCCACACAAAAGCCUUAGAAAAUGGUCCCUUCAACCAAAGGUGGACUAGCUCCAAGCGAUUCCGCGGAUGUCCAGCUGGAUGCUUCGUGGACGUCGGAAGCUUAAGAGUGCAGAUGGUGUGGACACUUGUGGUUUUGGAUCAGGAUGAAAAGAAAUGUUUUUUUUGUUUUUUUGUGAGGGUUGUGUGUUGCUUUUAGAGGAUGGGGAUUAAUGCCAAAUUUGCCAGAACAACAUGGAAACGUGUUGGGAAAACGACUGAUUCCGAUAGGAUCCUGUAGGAGAGUAGAAGUUAUCACGCUUCAGUGAUGAACCACUGUUUGGCACAUACAUUCAGUGCCUGUAGAUGAAUUAUUACAUUCGGUAUUCUUUUCAUAUAAGGAGAGUGAAUCGUGUAUUCACUUUCCUUUACACCAUGUUUACAUUAUUAAAUUGCUUGAUUUUCAUGGUUUUGUAGGGAUGUGUGUGUGUGUGUGUGUGUGUGUUAUCUUUUAUAAAGAUUUCCUUUUUUUUUUAUAUAAUUUUUAUUUUUUUUUGCCAGCCAAAUGCCUGGCUGUGGAUGCUUGAACAUUAUCUGAGAAGUUUGACAAAGCAAGCAGAUUAAUACAAUUUUGCACUUAUUUAUAUUUGUCUAAACAUAUCAUUAAUUUAUAAUAAAAGUGGUAUUUUCUAUACAAUGA